Cercopithifilaria johnstoni is the source of this 1260-nucleotide messenger RNA. The record is from the annotation of a GenBank genome assembly. NCBI's taxonomy places the organism in Eukaryota, Metazoa, Nematoda, Chromadorea, Rhabditida, Onchocercidae.
AUGAUUUUGAAAGAUAGCACUCCUAAGGUAGCUGAUCAGUGCGGUUCUGUUCCUUCGAGCAGUUCGGAUGGGGAGGAAGAGGCAUUAAAUUUCACAGCGGAUUCUUCGGAUCGUGUAUACUGGCCGCCAAGAGAAAACACUUCAUUCAUUGCACCGUGGUGCCGACGAAGAUAUGCACUUUCUUUGCGAGGAUUGCACGAAGAAUUAUUAGAUCUUUAUGCAUGGUUGAAGCCAUCUCCACUGGAAAAAGCAUUGCGACUUCGUGUAUUCGAGCGAGUUCGUGAAGUUCUCCAACGAAUUUGGCCAACAGCAAAGAUUGAUGUAUUUGGCAGCUUGUACACGAGCUUGUUUUUACCUACCUCAGAUAUUGAUGUGGUUGUCGAAAGUGACUUAGUGAGUGAAGAACCACCUCUAUGGAAAACAGCAGUAGCAUUAAAAGAAUCUGGAAUUACCGAAUCAAUCAAUGUGCUUGAUAAAGCAUUUGUACCAAUCGUGAAGAUGGUCGACAAGGAUACUAAGAUAUACCUGGAUAUAUCAUUUAACACAGUACAAGGUGUGCGUUCAGCAAAAUUUAUUGAGGAUAUGAAGAUGAGGUAUCCCGUGCUCGAACCACUAGUGUUGGUCCUCAAACAGUUUUUGAUGCAGCGGCAGUUAAAUCAAGUGUUCACAGGUGGUUUAUCAUCUUAUGGGCUUAUUUUAAUGCUAAUUAGUUUCUUGCAGCUUCAUCCAUUGUACGAUUAUUCAUAUAAAGGAAUCACGGAGGUGAAUAUGGGCGUAUUAUUGCUUAAUUUUUUGCAACUUUACGGGCAAGAAUUCAAUUACAUGAAAACAGCUUUACGUAUUCAUAGCGGUGGAGCAUAUGUUUGCAAAGACGAAAUCCUAGUGCAAAUGAAUAGGCCAUCGAAUUCGAUGUUAUGUAUUGAAGAUCCUUUACAACCGGGAAACGAUAUCGGACGUUGUUCGCAUAAUAUUCAAUUAGUACGACAGGCUUUUGAACAUGCUUUUUCCACGUUGUGCGCAGUAUUUGUUCGGUCACGUGAAUAUUCAGCAGUAUGGCGCACCCGUUACCAUGGCUCACUUCUAUCUCUUAUUCUUCACAUUUCGCCGCGAAUGGUUCGCUAUAGAAAUUGGUUGAAAGGACGUGUUCUAUCAGACGGUACUUCGUCUCCUUCACUUUCUAAGGCUUCCACACCGGAAACUUUUUCACCAUCAUUUCUGAAUACUUCCUUGAUUUCCCACUUAUCCUCUCCGAAUGCUUAA